This is a messenger RNA of Zingiber officinale, 562 nucleotides long. Its product is annotated as photosystem II 5 kDa protein, chloroplastic-like. The coding region runs from base 46 to 384 and encodes 112 amino acids. The transcript has a single exon. NCBI's taxonomy places the organism in Eukaryota, Viridiplantae, Streptophyta, Magnoliopsida, Zingiberales, Zingiberaceae. The record is from RefSeq and is a predicted model, not a curated record.
GCUCCCUCCGUCCUCACUGCGCGUGUUGGAGUUGAAUCCUAUCCAAUGGCAUCGCUCACCAUGAUGGCUUCCAUGCUCGGCGGCGCCGCCACCGUCGCCGGCCGCCCCUCCCUCAACUCCGGACGCCGGAGCCUGAUCGUGGCCAAGGCAGCGGCUUCAAAAGAUCACGAUCACGCAGCUAGUUCCAAGCCCGACGACCGCGACGACGAGAACGCCGGCGGGCGGAGGGCGGUCAUGUUUGCCGCAGCGGCAGCCGCGGCGUGCGCCGUCGGGCAGGGAAUCGCUAUGGCGCUGGACGAACCGAAGCGGGGAACGCCGGAGGCGAAGAAAAAGUACGGGCCGGUGUGCGUGACGAUGCCGACGGCCAAGAUCUGCCACAAGUGAAGGGGCGACCGACGGCGACGUAGCUAAUGCUAAAUGGGAUGGGCCUGGCGUUUAGGAUCCAUUGGGCUUUAUUUGGCGGCUGGUGCAUCGAUGUAAUCAUGUGAUUAAAGUACCACUUAACGUGUCUUCAUUUUCGCCUUAAUCGAAAUCAAAUUAUGAAUCUAUAAUUUAUAGUUGA